This is a messenger RNA of Plenodomus lingam JN3, 2016 nucleotides long. RefSeq lists its product as uncharacterized. Lineage: Eukaryota; Fungi; Ascomycota; Dothideomycetes; Pleosporales; Leptosphaeriaceae. The record is from RefSeq and is a predicted model, not a curated record.
AUGCCUCUCGUUCAUCUUGUAUGGCUAUCAGUCCCAAAUACCCAGAUACUAAGUACAGAGUGGCCUCGUCUGCCGUUGUCUACCGGUAUGAUCCUCCACAUUCAUGUCAUCGUUAUCACCGCACUUCAAAUCCCAUUUCCGAGGUCCAGUAGCCAUCACCUCCAACUUCUCACAUACCCAUAUCCCAAACCGCUCAACAUGGGCAUCCAAUCAGAUCCCAGGCCACGAUACGCGACAUCAGGCAACGGCGGCGCAGAAGAGAGCAGCAGAAUCCGUGACCAAGCCCCACCAGAGACAGACGAACAUGGCUACCGAAUCAAAGAGCAGCCAAUGGGUACAAAGAAAAAGGUCAAGGUGAUACUCAUGGGUGCUGGUGCCUCAUCGUUGAACUUCUUCAAGAAGGCCGAGGAAGAGAUGGAAAAUAUGGAAAUGGUUUGUUACGAGAAGAAUGGUGAUGUUGGAGGAACAUGGCUAGAAAAUCGAUAUCCUGGCUGUGCUUGCGACAUUCCCUCUGUCAACUAUCAAUUCACGUGGAAGAUCAAGCUCUGGUCACAUUAUUACUCGUAUUCUCCCGAGAUCUGGGAGUAUUUGAAAUCGAUUGAACGCGAGAAUACGUUUAUUGAAAAGUACAUCAAGCUACGACACCGUAUCGAGCGAUUGGAAUGGGACAGCAAGGCUGGACUAUGGCGUUGUGCAGUGCGAAACUUGGCAACGGACGAGGUCCUUGAAGACAGCGCUGAAUUCUUCAUCAAUGCUGGUGGAGUGCUGAACAACUGGAAAUGGCCUGAUAUACCUGGUCUGCAUGAGUUCAAGGGAAAGCUGAUGCACAGUGCCAACUAUGAGGAAGGCUAUGAUCUGACCAAUAAGCGUGUGGCCGUAAUAGGCGCAGGCAGCUCAGGCGUCCAAAUCGUCGCAGCAAUACAAAAGAAAAUUGAACAUUUGUAUCACUGGAUCCGCUCGCCAAUCUGGAUAACGGCAGGCUUUGCACAAAAAUGGGCAGCCAAGAAUGACAGUGACGAGCAACUCAAGUUCCUAGAGGAGAACCCUAAAAAGUACCUCGAGUACCGCAAACAAAUUGAAAAUGAGUUGAACCAGCGCUUCAAAUUCAUCCUCAAGGGCAGCGAGGAAGCCCGCGCAGCACGAAGCUACGCCGAUAGCGAGAUGCGCACAAAACUGAACCAUGAUCCUGUUCUCGUCGAGAAAAUGAUUCCCAAGGACUUCAACCCGGGAUGUCGUCGCCCAACGCCUGCCCCAGGCUACUUGGAAGCCCUCGUGGCACCCAACACCACCAUCUUCACCGAUUCCAUCGGCUCCAUCACGCCCAGCGGCUUCAUUGACCACGAGGGCAAAUCCCACUCUGUCGACGUCAUAAUCUGCGCCACAGGCUUCAACACCACCUGGCUCCCGCGCUUCCCCUUUAUAGCCCAGGGCGUUGACGUCCGCGACAUGUGGAAAGAAAGCGUGACGUCCUACCUCAGCGUGGGGAUCCCCAACUUUCCCAACACCUUUUCCUUUUGCGGUCCAUACGGUCCGUUGGGCCAUGGCUCUUUUAUGCCGCUCAUCGAACAAUGGACACGCUACAUCUUCCAAGCGAUUACCAAGGUGCAAAUCGAAAACAUCAAAUCUCUCACACCAAAACUUGCGCCCUCACUCGCAUUCCGCCAACACGCAGACCUGUUCCUGCAACGCACGGCGUGGACAUCGCCCUGUCGCAGCUGGUUCAAGCAGGGCAAAGUGGACGGGCAGGCUGCCAUUUGGCCGGGAUCUCGGCUGCAUUUCUUGAAGAUGUUGGACGCGCCUAGGUAUGAGGACUUUGAGAUUGAGUAUGACGAAGAGAAUAUGUUUGCGUUUUUAGGGAAUGGGUUUGAGGCUAGGGAGAGCGAUGGGAGAGAUAUUACGAAUUACUUGGGGUGUUUGGAUGAGGGGGGGAGGGAUGUGCAGCCAGAGUAUGAUGAGCGGUUGAUUGAGAUUUUGGGGGGGAUGAGGUUGGGGGAUGGAUAUGUGGUUAAAGGAUGA